This is a messenger RNA of Chrysoperla carnea, 1803 nucleotides long. RefSeq names its product eukaryotic translation initiation factor 3 subunit L (gene eIF3l). Gene Ontology annotation, cellular component: eukaryotic translation initiation factor 3 complex; cytoplasm. Lineage: Eukaryota; Metazoa; Arthropoda; Insecta; Neuroptera; Chrysopidae. Gene Ontology annotation, molecular function: protein binding; translation initiation factor activity. The record is from RefSeq and is a predicted model, not a curated record. Gene Ontology annotation, biological process: translational initiation. The coding region runs from base 134 to 1783 and encodes 549 amino acids. The transcript is spliced from 4 exons.
UUCGUAUGAUAGCAGUAGCGCCACAGAUGUGCAUUGCCGACAUCAUGGUAAAUGUCGGCUAAAUUUUUAUAUUUAGAAAAUAUUAAAAAUAAUUAUUUAAAGAACAGUAUAAGUUUGUGAAAGUGUUCUUAAAAUGUAUUCAAAUGACGAAUACGAACAGGGGUAUGGGUUUAGUUCGUACGAUACGGACUAUGAAGCCCAUACAGGAGAUCCACAUUUAGACCUGGAAUAUGAUCGACAACAUUAUAGAAUGCCUGAAGUGGUUAAAAAAUUUUUAAUAUACUUCCGUAACGCAAUUAAUGAAGGAAUGAUGUUCGAAAUUCAAAAUAUGUACGAAAAUUCCAUUCCAAAGCUUACCCAAGAGUAUUUUGAAAAACGUCCAUGGCCUGAUGAUGAACUCGUUGCAGAAUUAUUAGUUGAAAAAGAUCCAGUCUUUAUGAUCUUGUAUCGGGAAUUAUACUUCCGUCAUAUUUAUGCCCGUAUUCAAGGAGGACCAUCAUUAGAACAACGAUUCAAUUCCUUCUAUAAUUAUUGCGAUUUAUUCAACUAUAUUUUGAGUGCUGAAGAACCAGUCUCAUUGGAAUUACCCGAUCAAUGGCUAUGGGAAUUAGUUGAUGAAUUUGUUUAUCAAUUUCAAUCAUUCGUACAAUUUCGUGCUCGUUUAAGUAAAAAAUCCGAAAAUGAAAUUGAACAAUUAAAUAACCAUCAUAAAGUAUGGAAUGUUCUUUGCGUUUUGAAUGUAUUACAUUCAUUGGUUGAAAAAUCGAAUAUUAAGCGUCAACUAGAAGUAUACGCUAGCGGUGGUGAUCCAGAUUCUGUAGCUGGUGAAUUUGGACGACAUUCCUUAUACAAAAUGUUAGGAUAUUUUUCACUUGUUGGACUUCUACGUUUACACUCCUUGCUCGGUGAUUACUAUCAGGCGAUCAAAGUUCUUGAAAAUAUUGAGUUACAUAAGAAAUCACAAUAUUCGCACGUACCCGCAUGUCAAAUAUCAACAAGUUAUUAUGUAGGCUUUGCUUACAUGAUGAUGAGACGUUAUUCGGACGCUAUACGUACAUUUAGCUCAAUCUUAUUGUACAUACAACGUACAAAACAAUUAUUUAGCUCUCGUAGCUAUCAAAAUGAUCAAAUUAAUAAGCAAACAGAUCAAAUGUAUCACUUGCUCGCCAUUUGUUUAGUUUUACAUCCACAAUGUAUCGAUGAAUCAAUUCAACAAGUUUUACGUGAGAAGAACUAUCAUGAGAAAAUGUAUAAAAUGCAAUAUGGUGAUUUGGAUGAAUUUGAAAAUUGUUUUGUAUUUGCAUGUCCUAAAUUUUUGUCACCAUGUCCACCACCUGCUGAUGAACCACCAGAGGAUUAUGUAAAAGAAGCGAUUAAACAUCAAACACAGGUGUUUAUGGAUGAAGUUCAACAACAAAAAAUGUUGCCAACAAUUCGUAGUUAUCUGAAAUUGUACACGACAUUACCAUUAAGUAAAUUAGCGACCUUCAUGAGUCAAGGACGUGCUGCCGAUUCAUCUAAAUGGGAUAUUAACAAAGAAGUGAAAGCAUUAACAAUUCAUUUGCUUUGCUUUAAACAUAAAAUGAAGAAUAUUGUGUGGACAAAAGGUGCAUCCGGUUUAGAAGGAAAGUUUCAAUCUGGUUCGGAAUUGGAUUUCUAUAUUGAUAAUGAUAUGAUACAUAUUGCCGAUACUAAAGUUGCAUCACGAUAUGGUGAUUUCUUUAUACGAAAAAUAUUAAAAUUUGAGGAUUUAAAUCGAAAAUUACAUCAUAUGAAAAUUUAAAUUACAUAACUAUCUGUGUA